Messenger RNA from Rhagoletis zephyria (snowberry fruit fly), 1498 nucleotides. RefSeq lists its product as uncharacterized. NCBI's taxonomy places the organism in Eukaryota, Metazoa, Arthropoda, Insecta, Diptera, Tephritidae. The record is from RefSeq and is a predicted model, not a curated record.
AUGAAGUUAACAAUCUGUCAAAUUGGUAAAUUAUUUCUGCUGCUGACAGCCUUCUUCCUACUCCUGCUGGGUGUGCAUUGUACACUGGCGGGCUUUGAGUCCACCACACAGAGAGUUGCCAACGUAAAACGAGGUGCAUUGGAUGCUGCUACUGCUGGUGAAUUGACAACAACGAGUGCAAAAAUAACUGUAACAACAACAGCAACGACAAAAACGAAACAAAUCACUACAGCCAUUAAUGCAAGUGCUGUCAGAGCAGUGAUAGUUGACAACAAUAAUAAUAAUAAUAAUAAUAAUAAUAGCAAGAAAAAUAAUAGUGCAGGCGACUGUAAGGUAGAAGCUGGCGUGAAGGCUGAACAGCUAUCCGAAGUACGAGUACAACAAAAUUUAAUUUCAAAGGUAAAUAUUGUAGAAAACAAACCAAAAAUCAAAGAAACAACCCAGACAACUGUGGGAAAACAGAUAGGACAAGUGACAACAGCUCAACGCACGACUGGGGCGGCCACAUUAACAAGCCCGUUGGGAUCGACGGCGUUGGAGCACGAUUUCACAAAAAUAAAGGCUUAUAGAACAACAACAGUGGAAGUGGAGAAGUCAGCGGAAAUCGGGAAGCCACUGACGCUGGCAGUGGCAACAGCAGCAGCAGCAGCAUCAACAGCAGAAAUACGAAGAGGAAAGGAUGGGCAGUUGUCAACAGUUGGACAACAUGUUGCGGAAACUGCGAAAGACAGACCACAACGACAACAACAUUUGCUCGCAAAACAAAAGCAACAGCAAGGACAACUGCAAACGUUGCCAGACAAUCAGCAGCAAAGUCAACAGCAACAAGUGCAGCAACAACAACAUCAAAAAGUCACUGCACGGCGACCAACAGAGCAAGUUGGCACAAAACUGCGGCCAACAAUAGCAAGACAAACAACAACACCGUCAACUUACUCAACGGCCAUGUCUGCCAAAACAACUACUGGCAUUCACUCAUCCAGCCAAACGAGUAAAAUUAAAAAGUUUCCAACCAAAGUGUCAAAGCAGCAGCAACAACAGCAACGCCAAAAAUACCAACAAAACCCAGCAAAUGGGAAGACUCAACCGAAAGACAACCGAAACCAAAGCAAACAAAAGCGACGUGAAGCGCAACUGAGGCAGCAGCAACAGCAGCAGCGCCAACAACGGGCGAAUGGCGCAGAAAAACAACAGCUGUUCAAUCAGAAACAACUACUGACACAACAGCAACAACUAAAAGAGGCUGCUGAGCUGCAACUAGUAGCAAGAGAGCAAUUGCAACAGGAUGCACAGCACGUGCCACAACAGCAACCGCAGCAAAAUCAGCAGCAGUCGCUGCCAAGACCCGCACACGCCACCCAUGGCCGCCAGCAUGUAGGCGUUUUAAUUCCGUCCCGCAUACUGGACGUGUUGCAAGUGCAACAGGGUUUUCACAAUUUUCUGGAUUUCUUUCACGUCAAUCUACAAAAUGUCAGCGUCGAUUUUAUACGUGACGAUG